AUGGCAGAAAUCAAUUACAUCAAGCAAUUUCUUGAUCAGUCUUUCAAAAUUAAAGACUUGGGCACAUUGCGAUUUUUCUUGGGCUUAGAAAUUGCAAGAACUAGCAAGGGUAUUUUGUUGAAUCAAAGGAAGUAUGCUCUUGAAAUUUUAUCUGAUAUUGGUUUUUUAGCUUCUAAACCAGUAAAGACGCUCGUGGAUCAUUCUCUUAAGUUGCAACAGCAAGGAGGUGAGCCCUUUUCUGAUAUUUCUGCUUAUCGCAGACUUGUUAGCCGUCUUGUUUAUUUGACAACUACACGACCGGAUCUUAGUUUCGUGGUGCAACAAUUGAGUCAAUACUUGGCUCAUCCAACCAGUCUUCCUUGCUCCGCUAUAUCAAAGCAACUCUUGGGAUUCAGUGAUUUUGACUGGGCAGGGUGUAUUGAUACCAUACGUUUUAUCACUGGUUUUUGUAUCUUCUUGGGCAAUUCUUUGAUUUCGUGGAAAUCUAAGAAGCAGCAAACUGUCUCCCGUUCUUCUAAUGAAGCUGAAUAUCGUGCUUUAGCCUCGCAAAUCCCGCUUUCCAUGAACGCACUAAACAUAUCAACCUUAAUUAUCAUAUUGUUCGUGAAAAGCUCAAUAAGGCUUGAUCAAGCUGCUACCUAUUUCCACUUCUGCUCAGCUUGCCGACAUCUGUACCAAACCACUUUCUUCUGGUCCUUUUACUGCACUUCAAUUCAAGCUGGGAUUGUUCAACGUACAUGCUCCAGCUUGCAGGGGGUAUUGGAGUUGAUGUCAUGCAAAGAGAACGGAUGA
Messenger RNA from Hevea brasiliensis (rubber tree), 792 nucleotides. RefSeq lists its product as uncharacterized. Bases 1 to 792 code for a protein of 263 amino acids. The record is from RefSeq and is a predicted model, not a curated record. The transcript has 3 exons. Lineage: Eukaryota; Viridiplantae; Streptophyta; Magnoliopsida; Malpighiales; Euphorbiaceae.